AUGUUCACAUUUAGUUCCUUUGGUGCUGGUCCCGAGGAUGCAUUGAUUUUCGACCUUUGUCGACAAGGUAAUGUCGCCGGUGUCAAGAUACUCCUGGAUCGUGGCGAUGCAUCUCUAGAAUGUGAGAAUCCGCUGGGCAAAACGCCAUUAUGGAUCGCGGUUAAUUAUGGCCAAGUAGAUGUGGCGAGAUUUUUGAUAUCCGCUGGAGCCAAAGAUACAGCUACUGGUAUCAACCUAUGGCGAAACCCUCUUGUACUUGACGCUCGGUUGAAAAUUGCCAUGGUUGAGACGUUAGAAUUUUACUCAAAAUCCAAAAACGAUGAUAGUAAAUACGGUACCAUUGGCAGGAUGGCGAUGUUCUACACUCCAAGCAAACAGCUCAAUAUGACUCAAGAGGAACUCUCCGACAACAUGUUAUGUGUAUUUGAAGCUUUAACUCCAUCUCUACGCACUGAUAACGCAGCUCAGGCGAAGUACCUUCGAGGAAUGGUAUCAGAUGGUCAUGCAGGAAAGCUCAUACAUUGGUUGAUAGGUAGAAUCAAGGGAGCUCUCGAAAUAGAGGAAGACAGCAUCAGUUCCUACUCUUUACUUCACUAUGUAAUUGGGGCCCGGUUCCUUCAUAGAGAUCAGCUAUCUGUGAAAAUGAUUAUGGAGAGGACAACAAACUUACAGAUUUGCUAUGGUUACGGGUCUUGGGGCCUAUACGAACUACAGACCUUAACAGUUCUUGCUAUGUAUGACUAA
Molecule: messenger RNA, 744 nt
Organism: Botrytis porri
Lineage: Eukaryota; Fungi; Ascomycota; Leotiomycetes; Helotiales; Sclerotiniaceae
Exons: 2
Coding region: 1-744 (247 amino acids)
Molecular function (GO): protein binding
Source: RefSeq, a predicted model, not a curated record